This is a messenger RNA of Fusarium subglutinans, 1464 nucleotides long. RefSeq names its product neutral amino acid permease. Gene Ontology annotation, biological process: amino acid transmembrane transport. NCBI's taxonomy places the organism in Eukaryota, Fungi, Ascomycota, Sordariomycetes, Hypocreales, Nectriaceae. Gene Ontology annotation, molecular function: amino acid transmembrane transporter activity. Gene Ontology annotation, cellular component: vacuolar membrane. The record is from RefSeq and is a predicted model, not a curated record. The coding region runs from base 1 to 1464 and encodes 487 amino acids. The transcript has 2 exons.
AUGGGCGCUGAAGAUAAGACGACAAAGACUCAGCCUGAGAUGGCUCAGCCCGAGCAUCACCGUCCUGCAUCCAUUCGCGGCAUUGACGGCGAUGAGAUCAACACGAUCAACGAUGGCGGCGACAUCAUGGACUCCAAGGAGCAAUCCGACGAGCCCGUGCAAAACAUUUUCAACCAAGGCGGCAAGAACUACAGAACUCUCGGCAAAUGGGACACAGUCUUCGUCCUGGUCACCAACCAAGUGGGACUCGGGGUUUUAUCACUUCCAGGGUGUCUCAAGGUCCUCGGAGUGAUUCCUGGGAUCAUCGCGAUUAUUGGCCUCGGUUCGCUGUCUGCAUACACUGCCUAUGAACUCCUCCAGUUCUACAGAAAGUAUCCCCACGUCGUUAACGUCGUCGAUAUGUGCGGUAUCAUCGGAGGUCGACCACUCGAGAUCAUUGCAGGUAUUGGUUUGAUGAUCAAGGUUAUGAUGACCUGUGCGUCUGCCAGUGUGACAUUAUCAGUUGCUUUCAACACCCUCAGCAAUCACGCAUUCUGUACUGUCAGCUUCGUCAUCAUCGCCGUUGUCGCUUGCUGGGUCCUUUGUCUCCCUCGAACCGUCAAAUUCGUCUCACAAUCUGGUAUCCCCUCCACAAUCAGUAUUCUAGCCGCCGCUCUUACCGUCAUGAUCAGCUUGGGCCUCGAUACUCCCUCGCAGGCUCCCCCCGGAUGGGAUCGCGAGAUCCAGGUUAUCGGCAACCCAACCUUCCGACAAGGUCUCAACGCUUGUCUCAAGAUCUGUUACGCCUAUGCCGGAAAUAUCAGCUUCGUCUCGUAUAUGGCCGAGAUGAAGAACCCUAGCCGUGAUUUCCCCAUGGCUUUGGCUUGCCUCGAAGUCUUCUCCAUUACCCUUUACACUAUCGUCGCCGUGGCCAUCUACUGUCUCGCCGGCGAGUAUACUACCUCUCCGGCUCUUGGAUCUGCCCCCCGAAUCGCUGCCAAGGUCGCCUACGGCCUCGUUCUUCCUUGUGUGUUCGCGACAGCUAUGGCUUUCGGUCAUACAGGCAUCAAGUACAUGUAUGUUGUCGCUAUGCGAUCCAUCAAGGCUACCCACCAAGUCACAGACCGAAGUGUCAAGUCCUGGGGCAUCUGGGUUGCCUGUGUGACCCUUUACUGGAUCAUUGUCUUUGUCAUUUCAAACGCCAUUCCAAUUUUCGACUCUAUCCUCUCCAUCUCCUCCGCCACCACGAUCGCCUGGUUCACCUUUGGUCUCAGUGCCAUCUUCUGGUUCCAUAUCAACAAGGGGCAGUAUACCAAGAACUGGAAGAAGAUUGCUCUCUGCAUUAUCAACGGCAUGCUUAUCGUCCAGUCAUUGUUCAUGAACGGUGGAGGUCUGUGGUCUUCCAUCACCGAAUUGUUGAACAUAUUUGAGAACGAUAAGAGCUCCAUUCGGGGCGUCUUCUCAUGCGGUGACAACUCCAUUUAG